Molecule: messenger RNA, 4433 nt
Organism: Saccostrea echinata
Lineage: Eukaryota; Metazoa; Mollusca; Bivalvia; Ostreida; Ostreidae
Product: mastermind-like protein 1
Biological process (GO): positive regulation of transcription by RNA polymerase II; Notch signaling pathway
Cellular component (GO): nuclear speck
Molecular function (GO): transcription coactivator activity
Source: RefSeq, a predicted model, not a curated record
UUGUUAUAUUUAAAAAGUUGCGGAUUUCUCAGUAACUGGAUUGUUUAAAUCUCAUAAUCAACCGAUACUUUUGUUUCCAUCAAAAGAUUUGUUGAUUUUUGUAACACCGCUAGUGAUUUGGAUGAAUUUUUUAAAUCCAACUUGAGCUGAACAAUGGCGCGCUGAAGUCAUUCAAUACCUUUCCAUUAUCCGCGAUAUCCCUUUUUACCUUGUAUAUACUAAUCACUGAUCCGUGACCGCAGCCGAUCUUUCAUGCGUCAUAAUAAGUAAAUAAAAGCCCACCUACUAACGAUUAACUCAUACGGUAUAAAGACAAAGACUUUUAAUCGUGGGAUAAAUAAAUUGUUCUAAUUUCUGCAUUUACAACGAAAAUCAAAACGCUUUAAAUGUGAACACGCUAGCCGCGUGACCUGUCUGAUAGCGAGUUAGUCAAUGGUUUGCCGACCGAGGCUGUUCCCCCUGAUAAGUUACAAUGGAUUAGCCCUAAGUAGAAAAAGCGUAUCAUAAAACAACUUAUUUCGACACAUUUAGGAUCAUUUGCACUUGAUUGGAAAGGGGAAGUGAGGUAGAUUUGUUUAUUGAUGAGAUGUCCAAAGAUGUGAUCGGAACUGUUUCCGGGAAUAGAGACAACACACCACGCACAUUGUUUUUGUUCUGUGAUCGGCGCACGGAUCUGUGAUUUCAAUAUAAUGGGAGACAUUGCAUAGCGUUCUGAUGCUGCGAAUGUUUAUGAGACAAACUUGUCUCAGUUUAUCCCAAGUUUGGAAAGGAUAGCAUGGGUGAUUUUCCUUCUUCUAAAAAACGAGAUGUUUUUAAUCGGCUAAGACGUCGUUUUGAAGAAUACAGACGCCAUCACAACACUUCCAAUACCUAUUACGACAAUACAAUUAAUAAUAUUUACGAGCAUCAAUCGCUCGAGACUCUGAGCCAUCGGCAAAGGUGGCUGGACUCUAAAGCAAAGAAAGCGUCCAAGCAAUCCAAGGCCAACCGGGAGUCAGCGGGGAGUCAGACAAAUCUAAUUCCUCGCUUGAAGAGAAGAUUAGACGUAAACCAAGGCGACGGAUCGACGACAGACGGCGCUGACACAGAGGGAUCAUCGGCAAAGCAGGCGAACAACGGUACCACAAGCGAAAUCAACUUUUCUGUGCGGAUCGAACAGCAGGAUAACAACGUAAAACUUGACGUACACGCUACCGUCGGCUCCAAAGGAGAAUCUAGUGUCGAAACUACCGCUAAUGUCAAAUGCGAACAAAAACAAAGCCCCGACGACUGUAGCAAUGAAAACGGGAACCUCAGUCCGUCAGAUAAUAUAAGUAUUAACGACGAAGACAUUGACUUUAUUUUGAGGUCCAUGGUGGAAAAUAACCAGGACGAGAAUUUGUUGGAGGAGAUUAACAAAUUUGAGAAAAUUUGUCAAAGUAAAUUUUCGGAUGACAGUAAUAACAGUAAUGACACAAAAAUGUAUCCCUUAAUGAAGUCUCCGGGACUUCCCAACAAGAUUGAAUCCAACUCGCCGAUUUUCAAUGGCAACCCGAAGUAUCCAGUUAACUCGCCGCACCUACAGAACUUUAAUAGAGCACCUUCGACAAGCAUGGCAGAAGGCACACUGCCGGCUGCAGAGACAUUGAAACAGUUAGCAGCCAACCAUCAAAAUCAAAGCACGGGCACGGGCCCCUUCCCACCAUAUCCUGGCCACCAGAUUUCUCCUGAUACUGGCCAAUUUCCACCAAAUUCCGGAUAUCCUCCAAAUUAUGACCCACCUACCCCUUCUCAUUACAAUCCAAACCAAGGACCGUAUAUGAAUAAUAUGCAUGGGCAUGUGCCGUUUAACCAGUCAAAAUCGGAGGCAGGUUUAACAUAUAAUGGUACCAAGCCACUCACUCAUUAUCAGCCAAGUGUUCCCGUUUCUGUGCAACAAACGCAACCCCAGUCGUCGUUGCAACAACUUCAAAAUCAAGUCCAAUCACAUUUCAGCCAAUCUCCACAAAUGGAAAUCACCCAGACACAGCAUGUGCAAGUAACAGACGGGGCCAGCCGAAUGCAAAUGUCUCAGACCCAACAGGUCCAUAUGAGACAGCCACCGCAGCAGAUGUCGAUAUCGCAGCAGCAGUCAUUCAGUGUGCCGGGAGCUAACAUGGGACCAAACAGUCAAAACUCUCAAUACAUGAAUGAACAAAUGAAAAUGCAGAUGAUGCAAGAGAAAAUGCGUCGCGAUCGACAAGCAAAAGCUCGUUCACUAUUAGAAAGUCAAAGGCAGCAGCAGCAACAGUAUAUGAAUCGUCCCCCACCAGAAUACAAAAUGCAGCAAUCCGCACCUGAAGGGUAUCCAGGGGCAGAAAUGGGCCCCAAUCCACUUCAGACCAUGCAGAACAUGGUCAACCAAACCAGUACUUUGCCAUCUGCACAGUACAGUCAUAUCAAAUCUGAAAGUGCUAGUGUACAAAUGCCAAAUGGUAUGAUGCAGUCACACCAGGUAACUGCAAUGCAGCAAAGAGUUGGUAGUGGACACAUGCCUGAUAUGCCACAAGGCAAUCAACCUUAUCCGAUCCAGCGACAACAGUCGUAUCCAGGUGCCCAUCCACAUCCGCUACGUCCUCAGAGGCAUCCGCCCGAGUCGACGUUCACAAGUUCUAUCAUGCGUAAUCAACGACCACCAAACGUCAACGUAGGUCCAGAUGGCCUAAAUAUCUCCCAGCCCCGCAGUGAGUGGCCAAGACCAAUGUUGAAUCAACAAAUGUCCAGACAACCAAUGUCGUCUGGCAUGCCGCAAAUGAGUGCGCAGGUUGGAAUGAUGCAAUAUCAAUAUGCAAAUCAAAAUGGUAUGGGAGGGUCUAGUAUGCCAGGUAUGCAGGGACCACCAGCACGGCCCAUGCAAAUGGGUUCUAUGCAAUCACAACCUAUGAUGCCGCAAUCUCACCCAAUGAUGAUGCAUCAAAGCAUGCAAAUGUCACAGAGAAUGGCAAUGCGAGCGGGACAUUGGACUCGACUAAUCAAAUACCAAAUGGAUCAAAUCAUGAGGACAUUAUAAACCUACUAGACAGUGCUGGACCUAAUAACAAUCCGGAACUUUUGGAUACAAUGACUGUACAAAAUUCGGAUCCCAGUAAUGAUGCCGCGUGGCUGGACGAGAUUCUUGGCGGGAAAUGAUUGUCAGAAGACAAGCGUUGAUUUAUCGAGAUAAUUGAAGAUGCAUCGAUUUCCUCUUUAGAUAUGAAAUUGAAAUGAUUCUAGAUGCAGCUUGAUGCAAGUGAUAUUUACAUAAUCGAUACGAUGAAACAGAGAUUGUGCGGCGCUCUGUCCUGCAGUGUUAAGCACUGUAAUGAUUUUGAAUGACAUCAAUAUUUGUGAUGAUGGGAUAUUGGACCAGUAGUCAGACAGGAGUCUCUGCACCCCAAGGUUUCCGGCGCUUCCUAACUCUGUGAAGGAAAUGUCGAGUGUAUUUUUAACUCAAGUGCUUGUAUUCAUUAGAUCUGUUACUUGUUUUCAUUUUUUAAAAAAAAUCUACCUCCAGGACUAUGACCAUUUCUGUAUCGAAAACAACUUCGUUAUUUUAUUUUAUCUUUUUAUUAGUUAUGCAUUUUUAGAAAUUUCCGAUGAGCCGAAUGUCCCCAAAAUGUAAAUUACACAUUUAAUUAAGGUUUUGUUUGGAAAUAAUUGAACGGAUCAGUAUUGAUUGUUUUGCAUUGAUUUCUGUUUUCAUCCUUUCUUCGAGUUUUGUUGUGACCUUUCCCAUGAUUCUAGUGUAAUAAUAUUAUUAUGAUAUAUGUUACGUUGGUUAAAUCGAACCUAGUAGUUGUAGCGUUUAGCUUUUCUUUCUCUACAUUAUAUAGUUAGUAUUGCAUGUUGCCAUUAUUUUGUUUACCCCUUUCGUUGACCUCGCGACAUAUGGCAAGAAAACUUAAAAACGGCGGGCACUUGUCCCACCCGUUUUCAAGCGAGUAACAUCGUAAAAACCGGACUAAUUGAAGUAUGUGUGACAGUGAGAAAUUGAAAUGAGAUAUUUAAGCGUUAAGCAAUGGGGAACACAUUGACCAAAUAGCUUUCUAUUUAUUGUCUUUCUCCAUUAUGAGCCUAACGCUGAAGGCGCCGAAUCUCGGCCCUUUUGAAAAGAGAUAACGGGAGCUAUAGUCUCUUCUCGCAUCAUUUUGUAUUAGCAUUUCAGUCGAUGGUCGACAGUUGAAAUUUAUUGCAAUUAAUUUAUUCCCCGAGAUUUGCUGAAUAUUCUUGACACAUUCACAUUUAAUUAAAGAAUUCUCGAGCGACUUGACAUCACACAUGACAUCGAGACAAAUCAAAAAUGUAUUUUUUUUUUUUUUUUUACAUUUGAUGUUUUAUUGUCUUCUAAUCUGACAAAAAUCAAGUUGUAUUAUGUAAGGUAUUUUUCAUAUCGAUUGUUUACAAUGUUUUUAUUGAAUAAAUCUAUUUUAAAAUUA